AACACGGAUUGUCCAGAAGUAGUUCGGAAACGGAGAGGAGUAGAGGACGAAGAAGAUAAGAAAUAGAAUGGCGUCAAUGUUGCUCGCCGGCGGCUACCGUAGCUUCGCAGGUCCGGCGGCGCGUGCGCUUGGAAUCACGCGCGAAGUUCUUAACAAGCACCGCAACAAACACGCAGCUAUCUGGCUUUGCCGGAGCUCAUAUAACAGUAGCACCGCACUUGCCGCCGAAACCGAAACCUCGAGAAUCGUCGCCGGAAACACAACCGUAGCUUCUUCUUCUUCCAACAGCUUCCCGAAGUACGAUCGAUUGCUUCCGUGUCCGUCGCAGAAAGCAACACCGAGAAUCGAACACUUAGUGGUAUCAAAAGGAGGACUAGUUUUGGAAUACAUCUGCGAAGCACUGGAUCUUCCUCCUUUGUUUGUUGCAGACCUGAUUAGAUUUGGAGCUGUGUACUACGCUCUUGUUUGUCCCCAGCCUCCUCCUACUGCCACGGAGGAGGAGAUUAGGAUAUUCAGGAGAGUCACUGACCCUUUGGUUUUGCGGAAGCGAGAUUCGGUCAAAGGGAAAACACUGCGUGAGGCGCAGAAGACUUUUCGUGUCACUAACGGGGAUCAGUUUGUCGAAGAAGGAACGUAUUUGCGAGUGCAUGUACAUCCCAAGCGCUUCCCUAGGUGUUAUGAGAUUGAUUGGAGAUCGAGGAUCAUUGCUGUGGAGGAAUCGUAUGUAGUUUUGGACAAACCUGCUGGUAUAUCAGUUGGUGGAACUACUGACAACAUUGAAGAGAGUUGUGCAACCUUUGCAACGCGUGCCUUGGGAUUAACAACCCCUUUGAUGACUACCCAUCAGAUUGACAAUUGUACCGAAGGAUGUGUGGUAUUAGCUAAGACCAAAGAGUUUUGUUCUAUCUUUCACGGGAAAAUCAGGGACAAAAAGGUGAGGAAGCUUUAUCUUGCUCUUACAGCUUCUCCUUUGCCUACUGGUAUCAUUACCCACUAUAUGCGUCCUAUUCGCAUGGCUCCUCGACUUAUUUCUGAAGAUUUUAUCAAGGGAUGGCAUCAUUGUCAACUUGAGGUCAUAGAUUGCAGGAAGGUCCCUUGGCCAACUACUAAUAUUCAAGACAAAUAUUGUGUUGAAGACUGUGGGUGGCCUUCUCAAGAUUAUGCAUAUGAGUGUACCAUUAACCUUCUUACUGGUAAAACUCAUCAGAUUCGGGCUCAAUUUGCUGCUUGUAAGGCACCACUGAUUGGUGAUUCUAUGUAUAUGCCAGCUGCAAUUGCAGAGAUGACUAAUCCUGGUCUUAAUCCAUUUGGUAAAUACAAUAAAGAUUUCAGUAGUGAGUGUGAAAGAGAAACGGCUGUUAUAAAUUGGAUUGCACAGUAUGGAAAAGAGCCAAGUGUUGCAAUUGGCCUUCAAGCGUAUCAAAUUUCAUGGGACGAUGGUGAACACUCUUACAAAGCUGGUUCCCCAUGGUGGAGGUGUGCAACUGCUUAAAAUGUGUGCUUGAGUUGAGGGAUGGGAGAUCAACUGCAAGGUUAUGUUUCGCCACAGGCUUGAGUUUGCAAUUGCUCAAGUUGAAAGCAUCCUCCUUCUUUGUUACUUCCGAUUCAUAUUCCUGAAAAGACAUGGUUUUGUAUGCUGAUACAGACAUUCAAAAGGCAUAAGAAGACCAGGUGGUCAUGAACCAGUGGAUGCUGGUGGCUCUUUCUCUGAAGUAAGAAUGCAAGGUUUCAUAAAGAAAGGAAGGCACCAAGGCAGUUUCUGUUCUCCAUCAAUAACCCCAAAAAUAAGGAUGAAAGGGUAACUUUCAUAAGAUGGUUCAAUUGUCAUCCUGGAACAGCCACUCUGUUGGGAUUCAACUUUUGAACAGGUGAGCCAGCGGAUACAGGGUAGUGGCUGUUCCGCUCUCUAUUGUGUUUCAGAAACUACCAUCUAUUCAUGCUCCACAUUCAGUUGCGUGUAUUUUACUCAACAUAUUCUACUUCAAAUCUCAUAAUAUAUAUUUCUAUGGCCACUCAGUUGUCAAGGGCCGUUUAACUACA
This is a messenger RNA of Arachis ipaensis, 2040 nucleotides long. RefSeq names its product Pseudouridine synthase family protein. NCBI's taxonomy places the organism in Eukaryota, Viridiplantae, Streptophyta, Magnoliopsida, Fabales, Fabaceae. Gene Ontology annotation, biological process: enzyme-directed rRNA pseudouridine synthesis. Gene Ontology annotation, molecular function: RNA binding; pseudouridine synthase activity. The record is from RefSeq and is a predicted model, not a curated record.